GAAUUCAAAAUCUGCCAAAAUGGAGAUGCCCAAUUUGUAGCAGUUGUGGAAGACUGGGAGGUACGUAGAAGGCAUGCAAACUUUUCCUCGCAGCGACUGUUUCUACGGUACUGGAAAUUCCAGUGGGAGGUCAAGUGGGAGAAGCGUCUCUAGUGGACUAAGGGGAGGAAGCAGCGGUAGUGUGGUGAGAAAUGAUGGGGAAGCUUCUUCAAGGGGAUGCAAAACAGGGAAGCUUCUGCUGCAUUGACCAAGCGUAAUAGUGUGGGGAAAUGGGAGAAAUAUAAAAGAGUUUGGUUGAACAGCCACGGGUGUAAAACGAGGGGCAUUGACUUGGGUAGGGGAGGGAAGAGUAGAGGGGCGUUUCAUGGUAAAGCCGUUUGACCAUCAAUUCGCCUUUUUUAAUUGGAUGUAAAGAGUAUUCUUCAAGAGUAUUCUUCCUCUUGCCCUCUUCUCCUUCCUCUCUGCUCUCACUUCCAUCACACGGCUCCACGAGAGAGGCGCAGCAACGGUUGGUAUUUCUUGGUCGAGCGAAGAGAUUUGGAGGGGUAGGUGAAGCAAAGUUCAGAGAGAGAGAAAGAGGUUCGAGCUUGUCCCUCUAAAGCUAUGAUCGUCGAUCUCGCAUGAUGAGUUGGUGGAAAGCCAGCGGAAAGAGUCGUUCUUCUUCUUCAAAUUCUAUACAGUCACCAACUUCUUCCGCUUCUUCUGCUUCUUCUCCCUUCUCACCCAGUCGAACAUGGAGCCCCAAGGACGGUGGAAGCUUCAAAAACGGCUGGGGACAGAACCAGCCCCGCAAAAGGCUAACCAGGCAGCGGAAACUCAGAUACCUCACUGACGCGGAAGCCGGUCUUCCCUCACCGGCUUCCGGUUCCCAGACGUCGACCGUGGUUGAGAUGUCUUAUCCGGAUACAGCGCUGCCGUCACCGGAGUCAUUUGGAUACUCACGUGCGGACUCCAGUAGUACCUGGCCAUCCAAUUCAAGUUGCUGGCGUUUGCCUUCUCCUGGCCAAUCAGAAAGAACCCAUCACCGUACUUCCGCGUCUGACUGCAAUUACGAAAACGGCAGUUCACUUGGUUUGGCGACAAUUCAGAAGAGAACAUUUCAUGUUUAUGCGCGAUCUUAUGGAUAUCCUCUGGAGCACACUAAGGAGGUCGAUGUUCAACACUCCACUUACAAGGUGCAUCAUAUCGACACGCCAGAUGUCAUUGCAAAAAGUGCUCCUUCUAGUGGCUUGUCGAGCCCCAACCAAAGUCCUCGCAGAUUAAGUACUGGAGACCGUUUUCUGUCUUCUUCGGGAUAUGGUGAAGAAUUGCACGCUUACCAUCCUAGGGAGAAUCCCUUUCUAUUUCACGAUCUAUCUAAUAGCCUUCCUCCUCAAGGUAUAGGGGGAACAGUUUUACCCGUUCCAGGCCACUCUUUCCAUCAUAGCCCUGGAAGGAAAAUAACUGUCUCCAUAUCUCAAAAUGGACUAACUUCUGCAACGAGCUCAAAAAUGUCUCAGGAGAGCUCCCCUGUUGUGCCUGAGGUUAGCAAUGUCCACCCGCUACCACUUCCUCCACCAGCUGCAGCUUCUAGGUCUUCUUCUUCUCUGCAAGUAGUUGCAUCUUCUAAGUCAUCAUCUUCUUCUCCACAACCACCUGCAUCUUGUAGGCCAUCAUCUUCUUCUCCACAAUCAUCCUCUAGGCCAUCAUCCUCUUCUCCACAACCACCUGCAUCUUCUAGGCCAUCAUCUUCUUCUCCACAACCAGCUGCAACUCCAAAUUCAUCAACAAGGACAGCCUGGCAAAAGAAAUCUAUCAUUGGGUGUGGUACAUAUGGGAGAGUUUAUCGUGCUAUUAACAGUGAGACUGGUGCAACUUGUGCAAUGAAAGAAGUCUGUCUAGCUCCAGAUGAUCCCAGUUCUGCUGAUAGCAUAAAACAUUUGGAAAAGGAAAUAGAAACUCUUAGCCAACUUAAACAUCAUAACAUUGUGCAGUAUUAUGGAAGUGAAGUGGUUGAGGACCACUUCUACAUAUAUUUAGAGUUUGUGCAUCCUGGUUCAAUCACAAAAUUUAUUCAAGAGUCUGGUGGGUCUCUUCCUGAAGCUGUCGUUCGCAACUUCACUCGUCACAUACUUUUGGGCUUGGCAUACUUGCACAGCAAAGAUGUCGUACACAGGGAUAUCAAGGGUGCGAACCUAUUGGUUAACGAUCGUGGUGUUGUUAAGCUUGCAGAUUUUGGGAUGGCAAAAUAUUUGAGCGGGCAGCCUACACCACUGUCUUUGAAGGGAUCUCCAUAUUGGAUGGCACCAGAGUUACUGCAGAAAGAAACUGGGCAGCACCUUGCCGUUGAUAUUUGGAGUUUGGGUUGUACUAUCAUUGAGAUGAUCACAGGGAAACCCCCAUGGGGUGAUUUACCGGGGGCAGCAGCAAUGUUCAAUGUCAUGAAAAGUAAAGUCCCACCUAUUCCUGAAACUCUGAGUUCCAAAGGCAAGGAUUUUCUUCGUUGUUGCCUGCAAAUUAACCCAGAGGAAAGGGCAACAGCAAUGGAGUUGCUUGAGCAUCCAUUUUUAGAAAACCCACUUCAUCAGCAAAUUUCCAGUUAUCAUCAGACGGUUUUAGACAACACAAAGCUGGAUAUUGCAAGUAAAUCAAGGGAUAGAGCCAAUCGAGCUACUAACAACAAAGCAACAUUUCCGAGAAUGUAGGGGGCAAAAACAGCAGACAUCACAAAGUGAGCGUAACCUUGGUCAUGUUGCACAUUCCGGCAGCCAAUCAACUCCAUGUCGUUCUCCUCAGCAUACCUUUGAGAAUGUUUCUAUUUUGUCUCCCCCAACAAUUGGAUGACACCAUAUAAUCUUGACCUUACUGCAAUUUUGUUGUGGAGAGAAUCACGGAGGGCAAGAAUAAUGAGAAUUGACAAUGUGUGAGGAUGGUUUGACAACUGAAGAAAUCUAAAUUCCACAGAUCUGAAAAACAGAACGGAAGUUACAGUUAGCUGAUACAGGCCCUGACUUGGAGCCUGAUGCUACCAUCUUUGAAAGGCAUGUGGAUGUGUGACUUGCAUCUAUUUUUUACUUAUGCUGAAAAAGUGCAAGAUCAGCCACUGCAGACGGUAAGGCUAUGGAGGAUUGGCAGUUUUUUGUGAGUCUAGUUUGUUCCCUAGUGUACAGUAACAUCUCUCAGUCCUAAUCCACAUAUCUGUGUUCUAUUAGUUUUGGUGACGGCUAUUGUAUGUUGUAAGUAACAAGUUUGGAGGUCAUUGAAAAUAAGAGAGCUAUUACCUGCUUCUUCUA
This is a messenger RNA of Nymphaea colorata (pocket water lily), 3272 nucleotides long. Its product is annotated as mitogen-activated protein kinase kinase kinase 5-like. NCBI's taxonomy places the organism in Eukaryota, Viridiplantae, Streptophyta, Magnoliopsida, Nymphaeales, Nymphaeaceae. The coding region runs from base 621 to 2684 and encodes 687 amino acids. The record is from RefSeq and is a predicted model, not a curated record. Gene Ontology annotation, molecular function: ATP binding; protein kinase activity. The transcript has 11 exons. Gene Ontology annotation, biological process: protein phosphorylation.